Symbiodinium sp. CCMP2456 is the source of this 9696-nucleotide messenger RNA. The record is from the annotation of a GenBank genome assembly. Lineage: Eukaryota; Dinophyceae; Suessiales; Symbiodiniaceae.
AUGGAGGUUGUCGUGGAAAACGCCUCUGGCAUCCCGGAGGGGAGCAUUCUGUCCAUUCGUGCUGGCAACGUCAGACGGCAGGGCACGCUUUCCACCGACAAGCCAGUGCAGUUCGCCCAAACAAGUCUUCUGGAUGCGUGUCCAUUCAAAGUGGACAUCUUUGCCCCUCUGGGAAGCUCCAGAUUGGUGUUGCGACCAAAGAAUGAUCGCUACACCGUGAGCUUCGGAGACCAUGAGAAGAAGAUGAGUUUGGACCUGCUGGUACAAGGGCUCUCAGCGGCUGGACCCGACAAGCCACAGCUUACGGCACCGCGUGAAGAGCUGUUAUCUGAGACAGAGGCAUACCUGGAGCGUCACGAGUUGCAGCGCUUCAUCCAAAACUUGAUCACGAGUGUCUUGGCCGACAAGCCUGAUGAUCCCUAUGCUUACAUGGCACACCACCUGUCCAACGCUCGAGUGAAGGAAAUCCCGCGACCACCAUCCGUGCAGGCUGCGCAGAGCCACACGAAGCGUCCAGCCAAGAAGCCUGCACGACUGGCGCCUCACAAGAAGAGCUUUGGCCAUCCAGCCUUCGUCGUGGAAGACUUUGACGGGAAUCUACUCACGUUGAGGGAGCUGGAGGCACGGGACAUCGUAGCUCCAGGAGCAGAGUUGAGGCGAUUGAUCAUCGAUGACCUUGGAAAGGUGUUCACGUCAAAAUGCCUCCCUUCUCCACUGAAUGAGAUUGUUGGGCACUUCAUCCCAAACGAUGCACGAGCCACUCAGGCAAUACAACUUGGCAGCAAUGAUUGCUUCUACCAGAUGCCGCUGGCUGGUCCCAGGUCGACACUGCAUUUCGAUCCCGAGGAAGUUGUGGCCACUUUGGUGACCUGUGGCGGCUUGUGCCCUGGUCUCAAUGCAGUUAUACGUGAGUUGGUGAUGAUGCUCGCGCAAUAUGGUGUCCGCAAGAUUUACGGCAUCCGCGGUGGCUACAAGGGGGUAGUCAAGCCGGAGACGUGGAUGGAGCUGACGCCAGAUAAUGUGCAGGAUAUCAACAGCAUGGGAGGGACCAUCCUUGUCAGUGACCGGGGUAACCCAACAGAAGAGGAACAAGUGCAGGUUCUGAUGGACAUGGGAGUCCGUGCUCAUUUCAUCAUCGGAGGUGAUGGCACUCAUCGUGGUGCCUUCGACUGUGCGGAGCUGGUCAAAGCCAAAGGCUGGAACUGCUCAGUUAUCGGAAUUCCGAAGACUAUCGACAAUGAUAUCCCCAUGCUGGACUGCACUUUUGGUUUCGACACUGCCUGCAUGGAAGCAGAGCGCGCCAUCAAAGCUGGAUACGUGGAAGCCACUUGCAAUGCCAACUGCAUUGGCCUCGUCAAGCUGAUGGGCCGGCACUCCGGCUUCAUUGCCUUGCAUGCGUGCUUGGCAGCGCGGAACGCGGACAUUGUGUUACUCCCGGAGAUGCAGAUCUGCUUGGAGAAGGUUUUACAGCAUUGCUUGGAGUUGAUGCAGUCCAAGGGUCACUGCGUGAUCGUGGUGGCCGAAGGCUGCGGAGACACUCUGCUCAAAAGCUCUGGGGAAGUCGACGGCGGCGGCAACAAGAAGCUUGCUGACGUGGGACCUUGGCUUCGUGACAAGCUCUUGGAACGCUUCAAGCAGGUGAAGCUGCCGCUGACAGUCAAGUACAUCGAUCCAACCUACAUGAUCCGAGCCAUCGGGCCAAAUGCAAACGACAGCGUUUACUGUUCCUCGCUGAGCCACAACGCGGUGCAUGCCGCCAUGGCGGGAUACACAGGAAUUACUGUGGGCCAGAUCAGCAGCAGACAAGUCUUGUUGCCGAUUGCUUGCGUUACGAAGAAUCCGCAGAAGCGAGUUGACCUCAAGGGUCAAAGGUUCCAGGAGCUGGUGAGCUCCACUUUGCAGCCGAACCUGGCGCCAGAAGGUGCCGAGGAGGGGGUGGAUCAGGCACCGAUCCCCGCGGAGAAUCCACUGCUGCACGAUUCAGAGCCGGUCGAGCUCAUCGGCGCGAUCGGAGAAGGAUGCGAGGUUCGGCGUCUUGAGCUGGAGCAUCUGUCUCUCAAGUUUGGUGACCAGUCGGAGCCGACAACGCUGAUUGAGCAGGUGAAAGGAGGCAGGGUUUGCUUCUUCGAUGAAGCUUCCUGGGUCACUCAGACACUCGGCCUUCCCGGUGUGCGCCUGCAGAUGCUGAAGGCUGGGCCACGAAAGAAGCUGUACUUCAAGCCGUCGGAGGUCGCAGCCACCAUCGUCACCUGUGGUGGCUUAUGUCCUGGCUUGAACUCUGUCAUCCGUGAGUUGGUCAUGAUGCUGUACGCCUAUGGUGUCAAGAAGGUGUACGGCAUCAAAGGGGGUUUCAAAGGUGUCGUGAAUCCACAGAGCUGGGUCACAUUGACGCCCGAGAAUGUGAAGGAUAUUCAUUUGCAGGGCGGGUCAAUCCUCGUGAGCGAUCGUGGGAAUCCUCCUCACAUGGAGAUGGCGAAAGCCUUGAAGAAGCGUGGUGUGCGUCAGCACUUCGUCUUGGGCGGAGACGGUACACAAAAAGGUGCGUACCAGACGUACGAGCAAAUGCAAUCGAUCGGUUGGGAGUGUGCCGUCGUCGGCAUUCCAAAAACAAUCGACAACGACAUCAAUUUACUGGACCGCAGCUUCGGGUUCGACACAGCCAUGACGGAAGCACAGAAGGCCAUAGAAGUCGCGUACGUCGAAGCCACGUGCAAUGCAAACGCCAUUGGCCUGGUGAAGCUCAUGGGCAGGCACUGUGGUUACUUGACAAUGAUGUCGGUCUUGGCUGCUCGUCACGUCGACAUUUGCCUACUCCCGGAGAUGGACAUAAACCUCGAAAAGGUCCUCGAUCAUUGCGUAGAACUUGUAAGCACAAGUGGGUAUGCCGUGGUCGUGGUCGCGGAAGGCUGUGGAGACACACUGCUUCACAGCUCAGGAGCAAUUGACGAAGGUGGAAACAAGAAGAUCAACGAUGUCGGGCCGUGGCUGAAGGAUGCCAUCACGUCGCAUUUCAAAACCUUGAAGCUGCCAAUUACCAUCAAGUACGUGGACCCGACCUACAUGGUCCGUGCAGUGCCUGCCAAUCCCAAUGACAGUAUCUAUUGCUCGGAGCUGGCGCAGGCAGCCGUGCAUGCUGCCAUGGCCGGCUACACAGGUGCAACUGUGGGCAAGGUCGAUCAGCAGGUCGUGUACCUUCCCAUCAAGAUGCUCACCUCGAUGCCCAGCCGCGUUGUCGACAUCAAUGGCCGAUGGUUCGAAGCCCUGCGAACCACGACGCAACAGCCAAAUCUUGAGUGGGUCGGCAAUGCCGCGGCCAAGCCCAUAGAUCCUACGAAAAAGCAAGCCUUGCUGCGGUCCCGACGUGCCGGCCCUCAUACCUGGACAAGGGGGAAGAGCAUAGACGACUUGGAGAAGUCCGAUACGCUUCGUGUUCCAGACACGACGCUGACCAUCAUGGACGGAUUCGGGAGGGUCCGGGAAAGUCGGCCUUUGGCCAGAGAUGACCUCAUACAGGACAGCACGGAGCUACGCUCCCUUCAAUGUUUCAAUCUGAGUGAGCGCUAUGGGACGUUUGACAUCCCAUCCACCUUAAAGGGUGUCAGGCUGUUCAGUGACAACUUCUCGUGGACUUCUCAAGCCCUGUUCCUCGGAAAUCGUUUGGACUCUGGCAGAGGGGUCCCGUACUUCAAAAUGACUCGCGCAGGUCCGCGCGAGUUUUUGCAUUUUGAUCCGCACGACCCAGCAUCGGCUGCUGCCAUCAUCAGCUGUGGCGGGAUCUGCCCUGGCCUCAACUGUGUCAUCCGCGAGAUUGUCAACACCCUGUGGGCCUAUGGCGUGCGUCGCAUCUACGGCAUCAAAGGCGGCUACAAGGGAAUUCUGGAGCCAGACACGUGGUUGGAGCUCAACCCCGAGGUUGUCAAGGACAUACACACGGAAGGUGGCACAAUGCUCGUAAGUGACAGAGGCAACCCUCCCCACUUGGACAUGGCCAGGGCAUUGCAGAGCAAGAACAUCCGACAGUACUUCGUGCUGGGUGGUGAUGGAACGCACAAGGGGGCCAUGCAGACCUUCAACGGCAUGAUGGAGAUUGAUCAUGAGUGCGCAGUCGUCGGUGUGCCGAAGACAAUCGACAACGACGUGCCCAUGGUUGACCAGACCUUCGGCUUCGACACAGCAUGCACGGAGGCAGCCAAAGCUGUCAACUCCGCGUACGUUGAGGCAAGGGGUAACGCCAACUGCAUUGGUCUUGUCAAGCUCAUGGGGCGUCACUGUGGCUUCAUCGCCAUGAAUGCUGCCCUGGCCGCACGCAACGUCGACAUAUGUCUCAUCCCCGAGAUGGAUAUUGAUCUAGAGAAGGUAUUGAACCAUACGGAGCACCUGAUGCGCACGAAGGGCCAUGCCGUGAUCGUGGUGGCAGAGGGCUGUGGCGACACGUUGAUCCAAAGCUCUGGGGCGACGGAUGCAGGUGGCAACAAAGUCCUUGCAGAUGUGGGGCCAUGGCUGAAAGAUACCAUCACCGCCCGUUUCAAGUCUUUGGGCUUGCCGCUCACGAUCAAGUACAUUGAUCCCACGUACAUGAUCCGCUCGGUUCCGGCCAAUUCCUUCGACAGCACCUACUGCUCGGUGCUUGGGCAAAUGGCAGUGCACGGAGCUAUGGCCGGUUACAGUGGCAUCUCUGUGGGAAAGAUCUAUGAGCGUUAUUGCUACUUGCCAAUUCAUGCCAUCACCAAUCAGAAAGGCAAACGUGUGAACCCCAAUGGUCGAUGGUUCUUCCGUAUGCGCGAGUCGACAAAGCAGCCGGACUUCCGUCCCGACAUUCCUUCCGCACCUCCGAAGUCAGCGGGGACACAGGACGUGCUGCAGGCGUUGUCCAAGCACAGCAGCAUCAACGAGCUGCUGCAGACGGGCGAUACCAUCAAACGCCUGGAGGUGGUCAACUUGAGUGACCAGUUCCCAUCAGCACAGGCAGUGAAUGAGAUCCAGUUUCCUGGCGAUAUGGCCAUGGGCCCGGACUCCUGGUCAACGCAGACGCUCAUGCGCCAUAACCGUCGUGAUGACCGGGGCCGUGCCUACCUCCAGCUCUUGCGCAGCGGCCCACGGAAGAUUUUGCACUUUGCUCCAAGUGCAAGCUCGGCCGUGAUCGUCACGUGUGGAGGCUUGUGCCCCGGCUUGAACUCCGUGAUUCGCGAGUUAGUGAUGACUUUGGCCCGAUAUGGUGUAAAGAACAUUUACGGCUGCAGGGGAGGCUACAAAGGCAUGGUGCAGCCCGACACUUGGAUGACCCUGACGCCGGACGUUGUGCAGGACAUCCACAAGGAAGGAGGCACCAUCCUUGUCAGUGAUCGUGGCAACCCUGCGCAUAUGGAAAUUGCCCAGACUUUGCAGAAGCAGAAUGUCAAACAAUACUUCGUGAUUGGUGGCGAUGGCACGCAAGCGGGCGCGUUCGAGACCUUCUCUUGCACCCAGGAGAUUGGCCACGAGGUUGCCGUGGUUGGUGUGCCCAAGACCAUUGACAAUGACAUCCCCGUCCUCGACAGGUCUUUCGGCUUCAACACCGCCUGCAGCGAGGCGGAGAAGGCGAUUGAUUCCGCCUACGUGGAGGCCACGUGCAACUCGCACUGCAUUGGCCUGGUGAAGCUCAUGGGUCGGCAUUGCGGUUUCAUUGCCCUGCAUGCCACCUUGGCAGCACGCAGCGUUGACAUUUGCCUACUGCCCGAGAUGGACAUCUCUUUACCACGGGUUCUGCACCACGCUAUGCAUUUGAUGAAAACAAAAGGUCAUGCCGUCAUUGUAGUGGCCGAGGGCUGCGGUGACACGCUUCUGAAAAGCUCUGGUGAGCGUGAUGCCGGUGGCAACAAGAAGUUAGCCGACGUGGGACCAUGGUUGCGUGAGCAGCUGUUGGCCUAUGCGAAGAGGAUGCAGCAGCCCCUCGCCGUCAAAUAUAUCGACCCGACCUACACCAUCCGAGCCGUGCCGGCCAACACCAAUGAUAGCGUGUACUGCUCGGUGCUGGGAGCCCAUGCCGUGCAUGUGGCGAUGGCAGGAUACACAGGAGUUGUUGUCGGCAAGGUGGACGAGCGUUUUGUCAUGCUACCAAAUCACGCCAUCACAAAGGCGCCGUUGAGGCGGGUGGAGCUAAAGAGCUCUAUUUUCGAGCGGAUGAUGGCCACUACGGGUCAGCCAAACCUGGCGCCUGGUCUUGGAGACGAUUGGGCCUUGCUCCCUUCACCGCCGCCCCCCACACCAGAAAAGCCGCCAGUGGCGCCGCCGGAAAUGCUCAGCUUUGCAGAAUGGAACGGACUCCAAGUGGAGGAGGAGGUUGCAGAAGUGGCAAACCUGGAGAUCAAGGACGUGACUCUGAACACCUUCGAUGGCUUCGGAGAGAUGAAAGAGUCCCGACCACUCCUGCGAAGUGAUCUACUGAAGAGCCACGACGAGGUGCGGAAGCUAGAGAUCAUGCGCCUGAGUGACAACUUUCCGUCUGCAGAGGCCACUUCGCCACUGAAGCCGUCUGCAGGAUUCCUGGAUAACGAAUCCUGGACGGUAGAAGCGAUCUCAAGCGCGACCAGGGUGGACUCAGGCGUCGGACGACCCUACUACCAACUGAUGAGGGCCGGGCCUCGGGAGAAGCUUCAUUUCGACCCGCAGUCCGCUAGUCAGCUUGCCGCCUUUUGCGGCUUUUGCGCAGUUGCCGAGCUUUUGCUGGAUCCGGGUACAUCCGGGGCCGACAGGAUCAUAUUGCACGAUCUCGUUGCAAAGCGUACCCUAGUUCGUGAGGGACAGUUUUUUUUGACCAGCCGCAGCCAUUGGAUCGCCUCACGUAGCAUAGGCAGCGAGAAGGUUGUAGCAGGUCUCGGAGACGAUGCGUUUCCCGUUGUGCUGAGCAUGAAGUGCCCGGGCUCUCCAUCCUUCAUGCACGCUUCGGCUGAGGUAGUGGCUAUCGCAGAUGCGAGCUGCACGGAUGUCCAGCAAGAGAUGCUGGCAAGAGUGCAAUCACCUUCCUGGAAAGACCCGCACAAUGCAGGAACCUACAAGGUUCUGCCAAGCAAGUCCAGCAGUCAGCUGGCAUUUUCGCGCCUCACAGGCGACAAGAAAUACACUGACAAGAUGACCAUCACCCUUGCAGACACCAGUGGAAAGUGCAUGAUUAUGGGAUGUUCUGAGUCCCAAGUGUUCUCGGUUGUCGACUUCUCCACCAACUACUGCAACCUGAGGAACCUGUACUGCAGCUCAGAGGAUGGCUGUCAGACUGUGAAGCAUGCUUUCAACGUAGUGGAGUCGAAGGUGACGCCAUCUUUAGGUGGCAUCUUCCAAAGGCUGAAAGCUUACGGGGUCCCCUAUGUCUUCGGAGUGAAGUCUGGCUUUGGCGGCCUCCCAGAAGAACAGAACUGGCUGGAGCUCACCCCGGAAGUGGUCCAGGACAUCCACAACAAAGGUGGCACUGUCCUCGAAAGCGAGCGCGGCAAUGCACGACAUGCUGACAUGGCUGCCAUGCUGCAGACGCGCAGAUGCAAGCAGCUCUUCAUCCUGGGUGGUGACGGUGCACACAAGGGCACCCUGCAGCUGGCUUCGGCUUUGAAGGCGAUCGACCACGAAUGCGCAUUGGUGGCCGUCCCCAGCACUGUGGACAACGACCUGGCCAUGGUAGACACCAGCUUUGGCUUCGACACUGCUUGUACGGAGGCUCGCGACUGUGUUCAAGCUGCGUACGUCGAGGCCACCUGCAAUGCCAAUUGCAUUGGUUUGGUGAAGCUCCUUGGCUUGGGAAGCGGCUUCCUGGCCAUGAACGCAACCAUGGCAGCUCGAAAUGUCGACUUGUGCCUCCUGCCAGAAAUGGAGAUUGAUUUGGAGAAGGUGCUCGCUCACUGCGAAAACGUUAUGGCCACCAAGGGCUAUGCAGUCAUCGUCGUGGCGGAUGGUGCCAAGUCAUCGCUCUUCCGACGUGCCGGUGUGGCCGUGGAAGGCGACGUGGGCAUUUGGCUUCGAGACCAGAUCCUCGCCCGCUUCAAGGAGAAGAGCCGGCCCUUGACGAUAAAAUAUAUCGAUCCGACGUACAUGGUGCGCUCUGUAAAGGCGAAUGCAAACGACAGCUCCUAUUGCGCCGCACUGGCGGACCAUGCGGUGCAUGCGGCGAUGGCCGGGUUCACCUGCGUCUCUGUGGUGCGGACGUACAUGCGCUAUGUCUACCUACCGAUCCAUGCUUGCGUGACACACCCGAAGCGAGUGAAUCCUUUGGGCCGUUGGUUCGGGCGGAUGGCCUUCUCCACUGGGCAGCCGCGAUUUGAACCGGACGGCUUUGAAUAUGCUGCAAUGCCGGAUCAAGCUGCAGACUUGAAGAAGAUCUCCACACCCAUGGACAUUGCAGCAAUUCUGCCUUCCAGCUCAGCAAUCAGCCGGCUUGAAUGUGUCAGCCUUUGUGAGAAGUUCCCGUCCAAGAACGUGGACAACCCCAUCAAAGGUGCUCUGGCCGAAAAAUCGUACCGGACCCUGUUCGUGCAGUCAGACUGGUUUACAACACAGUCUUUCGAUCGCUCCGGCGCAGCUGACUGUGCUCCACGCACCUACCUUCAGUUUCAGCGGACCGGACCAUCGCGCGAGAUCCACUUUGAUCCGAAGGAUACGGAGAUGGCGGCCGCCAUUGUCACUUGUGGUGGCUUGUGCCCGGGCUUGAACAACGUCAUCCGUGAGAUCGUGAUGAUGUGCUUUGCGUAUGGAAUGAAAAAGGUGUACGGCAUCAUUGGUGGCUUCAAAGGCUGUGUUGAAGAUGACAAAUGGGUGGAACUGACUCCGGCCACAGUGGAGAACAUUCACAAGGUUGGUGGCAGCAUCCUCGUUUCCGAUCGAGGAAAUCCACCUCACUCAGAAAUCGCAAAGGUAAUGCAGAGACGCAACAUUCGACAGUACUAUGUUCUCGGAGGCGACGGAACCCACAAGGGCGCCAUGCAGUCCUUCAAGUCAAUGACAGAGAUCGGCCAUGAGUGUGCCGUUGUGGGCGUCCCGAAGACGAUUGACAACGAUAUCACCCUUGUGGACCGCACUUUUGGUUUCGACACAGCUUGUACGGAGGCUCGUAAAGCAAUCGAUUCUGCCUAUAUUGAAGCGACCACCAAUGCCAACUGCAUUGGCCUGGUGAAGCUGAUGGGUCGUCACUGUGGCUGGAUUGCCUCCACCGCCACCAUUGCUGCGCGAAACGUUGACAUCUGUCUUAUCCCGGAGAUGAACAUCUCCCUGCCGAAGGUGAUGGACUAUGUUGCGGAGGUGAUGCGGCGUCAGAAGUAUGCGGUCAUUGUCGUGGCAGAAGGUUGCGGGGACACGCUUAUCACGAGCGAUGGUGGGAAAGAUGCUGGCGGCAACAAGGUCCUCGCAGACAUAGGUCCUUUCUUGAAGGAUGCCAUUACCAAACACCUGAAGAGCAUUGACAUACCAGUCAGCAUUAAGUACAUCGACCCGACGUACAUGAUUCGGGCGGUGCCGGCGAAUGCCUUCGACAGUAUCUACUGUUCAGUUUUGGCUCAGAUGGCGGUGCAUGCAGCAAUGGCCGGUUACACCGGCAUCAGCGUGGGCAAGGUGGAUGAACGAUACGUGAUGCUCCCGAUCCACUCAAUCGUCGACAAAGGAGCGCGAAAGGUGGACCUGCAAAGCAGAUUCUUCGAGCGCAUGUUGGACACCACUGGACAGCCUAGCUUGGCACCAUGA